Molecule: messenger RNA, 931 nt
Organism: Formica exsecta
Lineage: Eukaryota; Metazoa; Arthropoda; Insecta; Hymenoptera; Formicidae
Product: cuticle protein 2-like
Exons: 3
Coding region: 146-589 (147 amino acids)
Source: RefSeq, a predicted model, not a curated record
AUGGCAGUUAUAAUGCGGAUCUAAACGCACAUGUCGAUAGUUCGAGUAGUGCCGAGGAUCUAGGCAAUAUUUUUUUGGUGCAUACGCAGCAGGACUCGCCGCAAUGAUCGGAUAUCUCUUUAUAUUGUAGAUUCUCUUCUUCGCAAUGUCGAGCGUUAUUCUAGCGGCUCCACAGUGGUAUGGGCCUCACGCUUCUCCAGCACCACUGGGUCCAGAUGGUCGCGUGGUGGAUACGCCGGAAGUCGCGCAAUUAAAAGUUGCUCAUUUAAAUGCCGUAGCGGAAGCUAACGCACGUGCGCCGAAGGGACCAGGACCGGCUGGUGCUUACGCCGGACCUAAUGGGCCCUAUGCUCCCGGAAAUUAUAUUCCGCAUUACAGCGGACCACCGGCCCCAUUGGGUCCAGAUGGUCGCGUAGUUGACACACCCGAGGUCCAGCAAGCCAAGGCCGUACAUUUCUCUCUUUACAAUGCGGAAGCGCAACGCGUGCCGGCCGGUCCAGCUCCAGUCGCCGCCGGCGCCUACGAUCCGUCCUGGAACAACGGAGGCUAUAAUCCCGCUUGGGACAGUCCGGCUAGCAGUUAUUAUUAAUUCGCAAGCAGAAAUCGGAUCUCAAAACGACCCAUGACACGCACUCCCGCUCGUUCGAUGGACGUUGAUGUGGACAGCGAAAUCGAUCGAUCGAUCGAUCGAUCGAUCGAUCGAUCGAUCGAUCACGCUGGAUCACUCAAGAUCCUCGGUCUCCUCUCUUAGCUACCUCAGAGAAUUGGAAAAAGACUAAGAUAUCAUUAUCUACCUCCCGAACGGCGCUGAUGUAUAUCCCUAUCUGUAUUUUCAGCACCGCUUUUCAUACACUUCCCAUUUAUCACGCGCGAGUACUUGUAUCCGGUACGUAUAUAUAUACGAUGGAAAGAAAUACAUGUAUAUGAGAUC